Trichoderma virens Gv29-8 is the source of this 1683-nucleotide messenger RNA. RefSeq lists its product as uncharacterized. The transcript has a single exon. Gene Ontology annotation, molecular function: DNA binding; DNA-binding transcription factor activity, RNA polymerase II-specific; zinc ion binding. Lineage: Eukaryota; Fungi; Ascomycota; Sordariomycetes; Hypocreales; Hypocreaceae. Bases 1 to 1683 code for a protein of 560 amino acids. Gene Ontology annotation, biological process: DNA-templated transcription; regulation of DNA-templated transcription; response to xenobiotic stimulus. The record is from RefSeq and is a predicted model, not a curated record.
AUGGCUCGACUAGAGGGGCGCAAGCGAUCAAAGCUCGCAUGCCAGACGUGUCGCGACCUCAAGCGGAGGUGUGAUGGCGCUCAUCCGUGUGGAACAUGCGUUCGAUUCGAGUAUCAUUGCAAUUAUCAGGUGCUUAGAAGAAGAAGAGAACCGGAUCGUAACCCGGGGCCGACCGGAGAUCCGGCACCGGUACCGGGCCAAGUACCGGCGCCGCCGCCGCCAAGUUUGAAGCCUUCUGGUGACGAUAUUGUAUCAUCGACGGCGAGUUCGCAUGCUCAGGCGCGCUCAGUGGAGGCAAAUUCAUGCCCGGCAUUUGUUAGGACGAUGGCUCUGCGACUCGACCCAAAAAGAAACCCUAGGAUGCAUAGCUUUGCCUGGAAUGCCUUUCUUGGAUCACGAGGUACUUCAUCUGCUCCGGCAGUCCAGUCGAUUACGGACGUGGUGUCCCAAACGAGAUUACAAAAUCUGACAGCCACGUAUUUCCAAAAAGUCGAUCCAGUCUAUGGAUUUCUCGAUCGUGAGCAAGUCUUCCAGCGUAUACAGCAAAGAUGGGCCUCUCGAAAUUUCACUCAAGUGCAAGAUGCCGUGUUGUGCGGUAUCGCCGCCCUGGGAUGUUUGUUCUCGCAGAUACAUGCUGACGCGGCUGAAGUUGCGUUGGUGGAGUUGGCAAGAAUCUUGCUUGAGAAGACUUUAUCAACCCCUCCGACCGCCGAUAGCAUCACUGCAUGGCUGCUCCGCGUUGUCUACCUUAGGGUUGUAGACACGCAUUACGCUGCUUGGAUGGCGAGCUGUACCGUGAUGCACAUGAUAGAUGCUGCUGGAUUCAAUAUCGAUGCCCCCGAGGAAGCUAUCAUUCCAUCUCCUCACCAAGAGGUUAGCCAAGAUAUAAGAAAGAGGAUGGUGGCUAUUGCACAGCAUCUCAACAUAUGGAUGUCGUUUGACAUGGGACUCACCCGUGUUGCUCUACCUAAUGCAACCACACCAAUACCUUUGGCGAGAGAAGGCGACUUUACCGUCGAGCUAAUAGAGUUGCUUCCAUUCUCAAUAGAACUGGAUCCCCAAAGAAAACCCACAGCAUUUGAACUGGAAUACGCGCUCCAAGUGGUGCUGGGCCGCAUCCACUCUAGCCCUCCAUCAGUUCUUGCUCAAUGCAACUUGGCGCUCUGUCUGUGUCGCCGGCUGCGGUCAAUGGACGUUGCUUUGACGGAUUCUGUACUCCAGCAGCUACUCAUGCUCACGUCAAAUGGGAUUCGGGCUGCCCAAACAGUAUUAGCUGCUCGCUCUCCUUGGCAUCAGAUGACCUAUGUGCCUUUUCAGAUUGUCUGUGUAUUACUCGCUAUAGAUACGGUUUCCUCCAUCUCUCAGCUGCGGGAUGCAAUGCAGUGCCUUCAAGACGUAUGCGCCGUCUAUAACACGGAGGCGACACAGGAGGCGCUGAAAACAGCUCGCUCACUGGUGCUUCUACACCAGAGAGGCAAAGAGAUGUUCGCUUCGGCUUUAAGCGAGAUAUUGAAGAGUCGCCCGAUGAGUCCUAUUGGAGAUGUAACAGACAGUUGUCCUGUACUGGAUGAUGCACCUGGCAUGAAUAAUUUCACGGAUCAAUUUUUUGGCCUCCAAUAUAACGAUAUAGAUCAACUUUUGAGCGCCGAUUUCUUCUGGAAUAUUACCAGCAAUAGGUUUUAA